AUGAUGGGAGGGGAAGGAGGGGAGCCAGGAGCAGCACCAGCAGCAGCACCAACAGCGGCAACCGCAGCAGCAGCACCUGCAACAACAACAACAACAACCGCAACAACGGAAGCAGCAGCAGCAACUGCCUGCCUGUGUCUGCCCUGCAGCAAAGGUCCACGCAAACCAAGGGGGGGGUGGCUGGCCCCCGACUGCGCUGCUACCACUUACGAGAUCCGCAGUAGCCACUGCAGGCGUUUCCUCAGCUACCGCAGCAGCAGCAGCAAAGGCUUCAACAGAAGCAACUCCAGCAUCCCAAGACUGCCCAAGCUCGGCAGCACGGAGCCGCAGCUGAGCUGCUAUUUGCUGCUGCCUCAGCAGGAACUUCCAGCUCAGCUGCCUACUGUAUUGUGUCCCGCCUGUGCCGCUACCGCGCCCUGGAGGAGAUGCUUUGCCUGCUGCUGCAGCAAAAAUGAGUCUACAGCAGCUGGGUUCUGUUGCACCGGGCCGCCUAGCAGCAACAGCUUGCUGCAGCUUCAUUCUUGUUCGUCUCAAGGAAGCAACAGCAUUCAUGAUGGAGACAGCGACAUAGCACCAAGUGGUGCAGGUCAGGGAGCAGCAGAAGAAGACGACGAAGAGGAAGCAGAAGCAGCAGGGGAUGCACGACAAAACGUGGCUACAGCAGACGCAAGGGGGCUGCGGCAGCGGGGCAGCAGCAACAGCAGCAACAGCAAACAGUUGCAGCUGUACAUGCGCCUCAGCAGCAGUUUGAAGAGCCGCUUCCCCUGCGUUGCAUGCUGGCGCAGCAGCACCUGCAACAGCAUCAGCCUGAAGGCGCUGCAACUGCAGACAGCCAGCGGCAGCACCAUCGCUGCUCUCUUCCUGCGUCAUCCAACAGCAAAUCAAACUUUGUUGGUAUCACAUCGCAGCAACACAGACCUAGGAUUUACCUUUCCUCUUCUUCUUUUUCUUUGUCGUUCGCUUAACGUCAAUGUCUUGGGCUACGAAUACACCGGGUACGGCUUCUGCUGCUGCCCCACAAGAAAGAGCCUUUCGGCUCAGGAGCAACAGAUGCAGCAGCAGCAGCAGCAGCAGCCGCGGAGGCUCUGCAGCCCGUCCGCUGCUGCAGUGCGUAUGGACAUUCGCGCUGCCUUCUUGUGGCUGCAGCAGCAGCAGCAGCAAACACCCCACAGUGUCAUUCUUUACAGCGAAGGCAGGGGCCUCCUCCCUGCGCUGCAGCUGCGUUCUGAGCUGGCUGCUGAGGGUUUGCAGCUGGGGGGCCUGGUUUUUGUGGCGCCAGCAGCAACAGCAUCGGCAGCAACAGCAGCAGCAGCAGCAGCAACAGCACAAAUCCACGGGAAGCCAAGAGGACACGACAGAGGGAUAGGGAGGCUGGUGCCCACCUGUCUUCGGAGGAGACGCAGCGAGAUGCACGAGGUGUACAUGCAGCUUCUGCAGCUACACAUGGAUGAGCUGCUGGUGCUAGAAGGGGCCCCCGAGGUGCAGCAGGAGCAGUCUGCUGAUGGCAAGACACCGCAGUUGUUGCUGCGCCAGCGAGCAGCAGCAGCAGCAACGGUUCCGGAGAUAGGAGACCCUGGAUGCUGCUGCCGUGACUUCCCCAAAGGAGAAAAUCUACGACGCCUCAAGGCAUUCAUUCGCCAUGCGAGAGAGCAGCAGCAGCAGCCUCAUGACCUCGCGUUGCAGCGGCAGCUGCGCUUGCAGCAGCAACAACUGCAAAUGCAGCAGCAGCAGCAGCAGCAGCAGCAGCAGCAGCAAAUUGCAUGGAGCAAUCUUACGCAAACCAGAAGAUCCUCAAGGUCUAGACCGCUGAUACAAGGGGGGGAAGCGCAGCCGCAGCUGGUACAGCGACGGCAGCAGAACCAACGGCAACAGCACCAACGGCAGCAGCAGCAAGAGCAGCGACCGCAACAGCAGCAGCAGCAAGAGCAGCAGCAAGCGCAGCAACAGCAACAGCAACAGCAGGCUGCUCGACACCCAGUUAACGGACGUGACUCUCCCCGUGCGUCUGCACCAGUUAUUACGUGCACUCCAAGAAAAAAGCUGGAGCAGCAAGAGGAUGAGCAGCAGCAGCAACAGCGGCGGCAGGAGCAGUAA
This is a messenger RNA of Eimeria mitis, 2094 nucleotides long. RefSeq lists its product as uncharacterized. Bases 1 to 2094 code for a protein of 697 amino acids. The record is from RefSeq and is a predicted model, not a curated record. Lineage: Eukaryota; Apicomplexa; Conoidasida; Eucoccidiorida; Eimeriidae. The transcript has a single exon.